Nematostella vectensis (starlet sea anemone) is the source of this 549-nucleotide messenger RNA. RefSeq lists its product as uncharacterized. Lineage: Eukaryota; Metazoa; Cnidaria; Anthozoa; Actiniaria; Edwardsiidae. The record is from RefSeq and is a predicted model, not a curated record. The transcript is spliced from 3 exons. The coding region runs from base 34 to 507 and encodes 157 amino acids.
UUCAUUUGACAACCAGAACCUGAAGUGUAUAAGAUGGAUUUCCUGAACAAAGUCACGGGCAAGUCUGACGCCGAGGCUGGCAAAGCCGUAAGUGCGACCCCGGGUGAUGAGCUUGAGAAUCUGAAGAAACAGGUGGAGAGUCUGACCGACGAAAAGACCAACCUGAUGAAACAAAUAGACGUCAUGAAGGAGGCCUUGUCUGAUAAGGUUGAUGACAUCAAAGGUUUCAUGGAGAACCUGAAUGUCGUGGGUGAUGCAGCAGCAAAGGCUGAAAAACUCGCGCGGGAAAAUGCUGCACUUCUGUCCGAGAUGGCAGGGCUCAAGUCCAUGAUAGAGAAGUUGGGAGGCGGGAUGAAAGACUCAGCGGUUGCCAAGGCAACAGAGGCCGCGGACAGCGCAAAAGAAGAGGCAGUCGCCAGCGGUCAGAAGGCAGCGGAAGAAGCUGAGAAGCAGGCGCAGAAAGUCAGCGAGGCCACAAAAGGGAUUGGUGGAAUAAAAUUAUGGUGAAGGAAAAGGGGUUUGAAUUAAUAAAAGCGUGCAAUUAGUUAA